Molecule: messenger RNA, 1386 nt
Organism: Triticum aestivum (bread wheat)
Lineage: Eukaryota; Viridiplantae; Streptophyta; Magnoliopsida; Poales; Poaceae
Product: peroxidase 70
Exons: 3
Coding region: 95-1063 (322 amino acids)
Biological process (GO): hydrogen peroxide catabolic process; response to oxidative stress
Molecular function (GO): heme binding; peroxidase activity
Source: RefSeq, a predicted model, not a curated record
UGCCCGCCAUAGUUGGGCAAAGCCACUGAGCUAGCAAUCCUUACAGUGAAGAACACACUGAGCCAAAGUACGUAGCUAGAUAAGUUUGCGAGCCAUGGCUUCCAACUCCACCUGUAGGGCAUGGCAUUGCUUGCUUGCCCUCUUCCUCCUCGCCUCGGCCGCGUAUGGGCAGCUCUCACCGUCGUUCUAUGCGAGGAGCUGCCCGACGUUGCAGCUGAUCGUGCGCGCCACCAUGAUCAAGGCGCUCCUCGUUGAGCGCCGAAUGGGCGCGUCCCUCCUCAGGCUCCACUUCCAUGACUGCUUUGUUCAAGGCUGUGACGGGUCCAUUCUCUUGGAUGACGUGGGUAGCUUCGUGGGCGAGAAGACGGCCGCCCCGAACAAUAACUCGGUGCGGGGCUACGAGGUGAUCGACGAGAUCAAGCGGAACGUGGAGCUGCUCUGCCCUGGCGUCGUCUCCUGCGCGGACAUCGCUGCUCUCGCAGCACGGGACGGCACGUUUCUGCUAGGGGGGCCCAGCUGGGCGGUGCCGCUCGGCCGGCGCGACUCAACGACGGCCAGCCUGACCGAGGCGAACGCCGACCUCCCAGCUCCCUUCUUAACCCUGGACGGGCUCGUCAUGGCGUUCGACAAGAAGAAGCUAAACCCGCGUGACCUCACGGCGUUAUCCGGCGCGCACACUAUCGGCUUCUCUCAGUGCCUCAACUUCCGCGACCACAUCUACAACGGCACCAACAUCGACCCGGCAUUCGCCACACUGCGCAAGCGUACCUGCCCCGCCCAGCCCCCCAACGGCGACAUGAACCUGGCGCCGUUCGACGUGCAGACGCAGCUCGUCUUCGACAACGCCUACUACCGCAACCUGGUCGCCAAGCGCGGCUUGCUGAACUCCGACCAGGUGCUCUUCAACGGCGGCUCACAGGACGCGCUGGUGCGCCAGUAUAUCGCCAACCCGGCGCUCUUCGCCUCCGACUUUGUGACGGCGAUGAUCAAGAUGGGGAACAUCACACCGCUGACUGGAACCGCCGGCCAGAUUAGGCGCAACUGCAGGGUCGUCAACAGCUGAUUCGUCCAUCGUCUCGCCAUAUAUACGUGUUACAUAUGGGCGUAAAAUGAGUGCGUAAAGUUAGGUUGGUUACGUCUACGUAGUAAUCACCUAGCAUGCAUGGCAGAAUAAGCGGCAAUGCUACACGUACAAACAAUUUACAGGCUUUUACAGGAUGGUUGACCUUGAUUGGUCAAUAGGUGAGCGGGGCGGCCCACCCCCCUGAAAAUUAGGUGGGAGAGAUUUGUGAUUGGUUGUUAGAUGGAACGAGCGUGUAAAAGCGUGUAAGUCUUUGUAUGUCUAGCAUUUUUGCAGAAUAAGAGCCGUUUGGUUCAGAUAAUGCC